AUAUGAAACUACUUUUAAGUUAGUCGGUACUGUGUGUUUCUUUGUCUUUGAGUUUAGAACAUGUCCGUGAACGCAACACACCCUGAGCUGACUCAGCUGAUCUACUGCUAUUUGAAGGAGCAGGGUUUCCACUCCGCUGCAGAUGAGCUACAGACUCACAUCCCACAGGCGUUGACAAAAACCUCGUUAUUGGACAUCUACAGUUCGUGGUUGAACAGUGACUCAAAGAAGAAGAAGAAAAAGCCAAAUUUGGCCAAACACUCCAGUUGUGAAGAACCAAGAAGGCCACUAUCUAAAGCCACGCCAAGGAAAAUGAAGGACAAACCUGCUAGCAAAACAGAGAUACCAACAAAGUCUGUGCCAGCAAAAAGGGAAAAAAGGGAUGGAAAUGUCACCACGGCUAAAAAAUCAAAGAGCCAUGCAAAAGACCCGGCUGGAGGAGAUGAUUCAGACUCUGACAGCAGUCUGGAUGUAGAUAAAUGGAAGAAACUGGUCUUGACAGAGUUCGACAUAGCCAAGAUGGACACCCUCAAGGCACUGGACUCGUCUGCUACACCCCCCAUAAUAAAAAGAGUGAGGAAAUCCCGGGCCAAGCCUCCCGUGAAAAACGACACAGUUGGAAAGAAUAAAACAGUGGAUGAGAAAGCCAUGACACAAACAUCAACAACAAAUAGUGCACCCAAGAGGAGCAGGACAAAAAAGACUGCGCCUGUGACCUCCUCCUCCUCCUCCUCUGCCACCCCGAGUCAAGCGCCAAACGCCAACGCCGUAAAAGACAGUGCCGCGACACCCAGUCAAACACCAAAGAAGGAGAAAAGGAAAGAUGUGAAUCCUAGUAAAGAAAACACUAAUGAGGCAACGUCUGAGCCAAACACGACGACGACGACGACGACGACGACGGCGGCGAAGAAGAAGAAGAAAAAGACUGAAAGCAAGGUGGAAGAGAAUACACAUGAGACUGGUGGAGAUGGGAAAGACAAGGACAGUAUAGUGGAAAAGCAGCAAGAUAUAAGAGAUGAUAAUCCUGCAGAGGAGAAGAAGAAUGCAAAAAGAACAAAGAGAGAUAAAAAAAGUAUCAAUAGUGUCGAAGAAGCAAUAGAAAAGAAUAAAAGUGGAGAUGGUAAUUUAAAGAAUCAAUCUGAGCCAAUAGUGCAAGAAAAGAAAACUGAUGAGACAAAUUCAGAGCCAGUUGCUGAGAAAGUAAAUGAAAACUCAGAACUGAUAGCUGAAGGGAAAAAAGCAAAGAAGAAGAGAAAGAAGAUCGCUCACAGUGAGGAAACUUCAGAGCAGAUAGCCGAAGAAGAGAACGUACAGAAGAAGAAAAAGAAGAUCGCCAACAGUGAGGAAACUUCAGAUCAAAUAGCUGAAGAAGAGAAAGUACAGAAGAAGAAAAAGAAGAUCGCCAACAGUGAGGAAACUUCAGAGCAAAUAGCUGAAGAAGAGAAAGUACAGAAGAAGAAAAAGAAGAUCGCCAACAGUGAGGAAACUUCAGAGCAGAUAGCUGAAGAAGAGAAAGUACGGAAGAAGAGAAAGAAGAUCGCCAACAGUGAGGAAACUUCAGAGCAAAUAGCCGAAGAAGAGAAAGUACGGAAGAAGAGAAAGAAGAUCGCCAACAGUGAGGAAACUUCAGAGUCGAUAGCUGAGGAAGAGAAAGUACAGAAGAGAAAGGAAAAUCCAGACCAGAUACUUACAGAAAAGAAAAAUAAUGAGUAUAUGUCGGUAAAAACAAUAAUAAAGAAAUCGGAGAGCAGUGACGAAGAGAAAAAGACAGAGCAGAAUACUGAAACGAAAAAGAAAACAAAAAAGGACUCAUUGAAAAAUAAUGACACACUGCCUCUAGCUCCACCCAGCCUCGGGGCAUGUCCCUCGACAGAGAAAAAGAAAAAGAAAACCCAGUUGAAAUCAGCCGAAGUCACAGUUUCUACCCCAGACUCUGCAGUUACACAAACUCACAAAAAGAAAAAGAAAUCCUCCACAAGCACAGGGUCUUGAAGAUGUUUGAUUUUUCAUCGGAUCUGAAGCAAGAAGGCAACAUAUCCCAUCCCGUCUUCCUCAUUUCUGAUCAUAUUUGAAUGGUUUGAAUAUAAUGUAAAGAGAUUUUUUUGUUUGUAUUUUGGUACAUUUUUUAUCUUUUUAAAAAUAUUUUUUUCCAGUUUGCUGUAUAUUUCUUUUAAUUGUAUCCAAUAUUGCCAUUUUAAUGGCAUGAAAAUGUUAAUGGGAUUAAUAAGUGAUUGUUUUAUGGACUUGAUGGUCACUCUUAAUUAAACCCAUGUAAUGUUCU
This is a messenger RNA of Pseudoliparis swirei, 2281 nucleotides long. It is a transcript of the gene llcp, whose product is annotated as treacle ribosome biogenesis factor 1. The coding region runs from base 61 to 1992 and encodes 643 amino acids. NCBI's taxonomy places the organism in Eukaryota, Metazoa, Chordata, Actinopteri, Perciformes, Liparidae. The transcript has 8 exons. The record is from RefSeq and is a predicted model, not a curated record.